Caenorhabditis remanei is the source of this 993-nucleotide messenger RNA. RefSeq lists its product as uncharacterized. Gene Ontology annotation, biological process: innate immune response. The transcript is spliced from 3 exons. Lineage: Eukaryota; Metazoa; Nematoda; Chromadorea; Rhabditida; Rhabditidae. Bases 1 to 993 code for a protein of 330 amino acids. Gene Ontology annotation, molecular function: protein binding. The record is from RefSeq and is a predicted model, not a curated record.
AUGGCAUCUCAAACUCUGUUGGUUGACUUCCCAGCGGUUAUCAAGUCCAAAGUUAUGGAAAACCUUGAUGUUUUUUCGAUUUUGAAACUUCGAAAAGUUUGCCACAACCUCCGCGAAUUUAUCGAUCAACAGCCACCCAAAACUAACGACACAGUGAUCCAUCUCGAUUUGAAAGGUAAUUUAAUUGGAAUUGGUUUCAAAGCUCCACGGAGAAGAUAUAUAACUUACGAACAGAAGGAAAAUGAUUGUUUAGUGUCGUCCUCGACUAAUGAAAAAUCGGAAGUUUUCAAAACCACUCAUUUCGUCGAUGUAUUUUUGAAAGAAUUCGAAAUAAUUAUGAAGCAUCAUUGGACGCCGGUUCUGGAUUCUGUUGGAGUGGAUAUAGAUGAAGAAGCAGAAUGCGAGAAGCUUUAUGAAAUGUUGAACAGAUUAAAAUGCCUUCAUACCAAGGAAGUCAACUUUUCUUGGUGCAAUCUAUCCGUAAUUGCCAAUAGCUUACCAUUUUUCGACGCAAAAUAUUUGGAUGAAAUUGUCAUGGAAGAGUGUGUCAAAGACAAAAAUAGUAAAGACCUCAACAAAAUCACCGAAACAAAACAAUGGAAAUCAGCAAGAAGUGUGAAAUUUCAAGGAGAGGAUUUCGAUCUUAAAAUUCAAGAUUUUAUUCAUUUUUCGGAGGCUGUGAUUGAAUGCAACUCAAUGCCAACACAUGAUAUUAUUUUACUAAAAGAGAGUUUCCUGUCGACCCUAACAUUGACUAAUUUUAAUAUCAAGGCCGAAAACUUUUUGGACGAAAGAGAUGAAAUCCGUAUGGCUUUUGGACAUUCUUCUCUUCCUGUAGUGAACGACGACGAGGACGACGUAGAUCAAAAAUGGUUCUUCCGGGUUCCAGAUAGCGAGAAGCUUUUGAGUAUUACUUUUACUACGGAAGAUCGGUUCAUUUUCCAAAGAAUCGGAAUUCAAGAUGUUCCAAAAGGUGCUGUAAUUAAAUCCUGA